CACACAUAGAACAUCCACGCCUCAGCUCCAGCUCUCCAUUCAGCCUUCCAGCUCUCGGCAUUCAGUGUUCACGUCCAGCACUAGGACAAACUCUCGUCAGUCCUACCUGCGAUAGCAGAAAAGUGGUCAUGGAUUACUACUCUUUCUCCCGCAACAACCUCCAAAUGUCGACUGAAUCAACGAAGCCCGACACGUCCUGCAAAGCCUCGGAACUUCCUCGAGACAUCCUGCUGUCUAUCUUCUCCCAUCUGAAUGCCCUCGCGUGCGCGCUGUCUUUGUGUCUCCAAGGAGUGUAUCGCACGGGGAGCGACGCACUCUAUGGCAGUCCAUUGACGUUCCUCGGAAGAUGCGCACCGCGUUUGGGACUACGAGCGGCGUCAUGCUGCGACGCGUGGGAGCGGGAAAUGUCAAUUCGCUCCAGCUCUCUGGCUCCGGAAUCACCGGAAAGUCGCUCAUCCAAUUCGUUCGCACGAAGGCUCUGGCUCCGAACGUAGCCGAGAUUUCAGUUGACCAUUGCUGCAACCUAAAAGGCUGCGACAUCUUGGCCUUCUCCAGGCGAUUUCGCCGUCGCAACCUCCGCCUCCACCUCCUCUGUUCCAGCAGCAGCAGCAGCAGCUAACCGUACCUAUUAUCGGCAUGCUCUCCGCCAGCUUCAUCGAGCAUCCAGAGCUUCCGAAUGGACGGCUGCAAAUGCGCCACGUUGGCGGAAGUGGACGCCAUCCGGUCGCUCGUGCGACGGCUGGAUGUGUCGCAGUGCGGGUGCGGUCGCAUAGCCUGCCUGACGCACUGCGAGCAGCCGCGCUGCCCCGGGCUCUGCUCGCGCUGCACCGACGUGUUCGACGAUUCCGGGCUCAAGUGCGGCGCCUGCACGCGUCCUCGAAACCCUCGCCAGGCCAUGCGAGUGCAGAUUCAGCGGAUUCAUGCUAUCUUGGGCGGUGGGGAGGCUGCACGCACCAGGUGGACCGACGUGAGAUCGGGCGUUGUCACGGUCCGGAUGUAAAAGCUCUUUCUUCGUGUCAUCUAAUAACGUUGGCUAGGCAUAGCCACACUACAAGACUGUGCAUAACUACCAAACAGGCUUGUCACUUUGCAUUGCGUUUUUAUUCCAAUGUCCGAUGUUCAAUCAAAUUAGUUAUUUCUGUAAAUGGUGAACUACCGUAUGUAUUCCACAGCUCCUUCGAACCAGUACCUCCACUAGGUGUACAACAUGUCAGAUCGCAACCCAAGAGACUGACGAACCACGGCCACCGUACCGCUCAUGGCACUGCUGCUGCCGGAAUGCCCGCGGCCUGUAGCACAUCGCUGAUCGUGCGGUGCCCCGAAUGCUCCGUGCGCUCCCGCUCAGCUAACGGACGCGCGGACGGAUUUCCGAAGAACAUCGAGCUGCUCAGACUGCUGCACGCCAUUCGCACCUCCAGUCGCACCCAAUCUGCCGCCGCAUCUGACGGUAGCACUGAGCAAGCCGAGUGCGGUAUUGCCGUAAGCAGCGCUAGGCUAAGUAGCAGAUUCAGAGGCAGCAGCAGGAGGGGUAGUGUCCGGCGCGGAAAUUUAGGGUUAGUGUCAGAACGAGACAAUAGUCGCACUGGCGAUGGUUCUACACCGCAGACGCUACCAGUGGGGUGAUAAUAGGGGGGGUAGCAGGUAUAGUAGGAAGCAGUCGGAGCGAGAGUGGCUGCUGGGCCGGCCUGCAGGCAGUACUAGCCAUGGAGCACCUGGCGAAGGCACGUGAUAAUAAGGGAGCGGGUGAUAGUAACGAAGGAGUCGUUGCAGCAUCUGGAUCUGGUGAAGCACGCAUUACAGGGGGUGAUGAUAACGAAGCAGGGGGCCUGCAGGAAGGACUUGAAGGGAGUGCUACUAAUGAAGGGGGAGUGGGACG
Molecule: messenger RNA, 1876 nt
Organism: Closterium sp. NIES-67
Lineage: Eukaryota; Viridiplantae; Streptophyta; Zygnematophyceae; Desmidiales; Closteriaceae
Source: the annotation of a GenBank genome assembly